Kickxella alabastrina is the source of this 3537-nucleotide messenger RNA. RefSeq lists its product as uncharacterized. The record is from RefSeq and is a predicted model, not a curated record. Lineage: Eukaryota; Fungi; Kickxellomycota; Kickxellomycetes; Kickxellales; Kickxellaceae. The transcript has a single exon. Gene Ontology annotation, molecular function: RNA polymerase II general transcription initiation factor activity; RNA polymerase II general transcription initiation factor binding; histone acetyltransferase activity. Gene Ontology annotation, cellular component: transcription factor TFIID complex. Gene Ontology annotation, biological process: transcription by RNA polymerase II; RNA polymerase II preinitiation complex assembly. Bases 90 to 3479 code for a protein of 1129 amino acids.
ACUUGAUUAUUUAUUUAUUUCUUCACGUCUACCUACAUUACCAAUACUUUUCAUACACUUUUGCAUUAUCGCCAUCUAAACAAAGGACAAUGUCGCUGACUGGGUUUCUGUUUGGCAACAUCGACGAGGAGGGCAACCUUUCAGACAAUGAGUUUGCCGACGAGCUUCGCGACACUCUGGGCGGCGAUGAUUCCGGCGGCGGCUACCUGUCAAGUUUCCUUGGAGCCAGUUUGUUUUCAGAUGCCCCGGACAAGGCUGGCUCUGCCAACCAUGACAGAGAGGGCUCACCGUCAACUCCAGCUCGCGGAUCACCCACGAUUAAGCCCGCCAAGGACGCGAUUGACUUUUCGGACUUUAACGAGCUGGCCGAUGACGCUGCAGUGCCAAUCAAAUGGGAUCAGCAGCUGCCCACAGUCACGAGCUUUAACUAUAGCACGACAGUAGCGCGGGCGCAGGUCGAUGACAACUAUGACGAUGAGGAGGACGAGGAAGAAGAGCCCAGGCCCGAAGCUAUACAGGAGCCUGGUUUGGCCACACCUGUGGUCGUUCACGAGGUCGCGGAACAGGAGUAUAUGGAGAGUGACGAGGAGGAUCUAGAGGAUCUGUUUGACUCACCCGAGAGGCCAAAAACCACGGCUGCCAUGAUUAGCGAAACUGAAGGCAAGAUAAACAUCACAAAAAUCGACCUUACCGCUGCCAUAUCCAACACAGAGCCGGCCGUUGAGGCUCCCGAAGUUCCAGCAGUAAGCACGGCCGACGCAGCUAUAGUUCCUCAGGCGCCGUGCACGGUCAAGCGCAUUCGCCCGGGAAUACUCAAGUUCACUGACUAUUUCGGUUGCCAGGUCAUUCGCCACGCCAAGAAGCCCCGGCGAGUGCCGCCCGCCGACGCUGACGCCGAGGACGAACUUCAGAUUGAGCCGCGGUUGCCGAUGCUGCAGCAAACCGCACUGGACACACGCAAGCUGCUUGUGGCACCAGGCAACGUGUACACGGAUGAGCAUCCAGAGCGGUUUUUGCGCUCAGUGCUGGCGCGGUCAAUGGCAUCGGACGACAAGUCCGACGUCUACAUUACCAUUGAUGCCAGGACCGGAGCCGUGGCCUCGCAGGUAGUAGAGCCCAAGCGCAAGAAGGAGUCGGCAGCAGAGCUGUUCAAGAAAAUGCCGUACCCGCUAGACAUUGACGACUGGGAGCGCGACGUCAUCUGGCAAGACCCCGACACGGCCGAUGCAGCCGGGCAGACAAGCGAGGCAAUCGCAAAGAGCUUGAUUGCUCAGCCCAAAAACUUGCUGCUGGAGGACUUUGAAUCGCACAUCAUCUGGGACUGCGAUGUUCCGUUCCAGCCAUACUCGCAGCUGCAAAUCAACAUGAACGACACGCAUAUGCUGUUCGAAGACGCCAACAGUAUUAAGGAGUCCAACGCGCGCGAGGCCGAGCGGCAGCGGCUCCUCGAGGGUGUCGAUCGAUUCAACCUGUCGAAUGAUCACUUUUACGCCGCGCUGCAGGGCGGGCAGACACAUCGUGUGCGGCAGACAUUUGGGCAGCUCAUUAUCGCGCACUCGUUGCCGUCGCUGCGCUUACAGCCGCCGUUCUUUAAGAUGCGACAGACGCGUGCCGAUCUACGCGGGUGGCACCGGCCGUGCCUGCAGGCUCCUGUGGGCUCAACGAUUCGGUUCUCGCGUAUGCGGUCAGCCAAGAAGCGCAAGCAAAAGUACUCCAUGGAGAAUCCGUGGCUGGCCAAGGACGUGACGCUGAAGGACACGGCCGAUUGCGUCUUGAUCGAAUACUCAGAGGAGUAUCCCCUGGUGAUGUCGAAUGUGGGAAUGGGCAGCGUGUUUGUCAACUACUACCGCAAGCGGGGCCCCCAGGACCAGGCAUUCCCCAAAGUUGAUCUUGGCGAGCUAUUUAUUUUGGAUGUCGCCGACAUAUCUCCGUUUCUCAACUUUGGCAAUAUUGAGCCCGGGCAGGUGGUCCCAGCGCUGUACAACAACAUGUUUCGGGCGCCGCUGUUUCCGCAAAAGGCGCGACAGACAGACUUUUUGGUCGUCAAGCACGUUGCUAAGGGUGAGAGCACCUGGUAUGUGCGCAACAUUAGGUACCAGUAUGUGGUUGGCCAGACGUAUCCGCUGCAAGAGGUUCCAGCACCCCAUUCGCGCAAAGUAACAACAACAGUCAAGCAUCGUCUGCAAGUGGCCGCGUACCGCAUUAUGAACCGCAACCAGUUCAAUCUGCUGCAGAUGGCCAAGCUCUCGCGGCUGUUUCCCGAGUACAGCGAGUUGCAGAUUCGCCAGCGGCUGAAGGAGUUUUGCGAGUACAUGCGCAAAGGACUGGGCGCCGGCUACUGGCGACCAAAGAGCUCAAUCCCGAUUCCAAACGAGGACAACUUGCGCAAAAUGCUGACGCCCGAAAUGCUGUGCUUGUACGAGAGCAUGCGCGUUUGCCAGCAGCAGCUUCACGACGCCGGUAAGCUCAAUGAGAGUACCGAGGAUGACGGCGACGAUAUGGGCGACUCAAAGCUGUCCAUAGAGGAGUUGCUGGCCACAUGGAAUCUAACACGCAACUUUAUCAACGCCACCCAGGGAAAGGCCAUGCUCAAGCUAUACGGCGAAGGCGAUCCAACGGGGUGCGGCGAAGGGUUUAGCUUUGUGCGGGUGUCGAUGAAGGAUAUUUUUUUGCGUGCCGGUGAGAGCGUCGAGGAGAAGCUGGCCGAGAUCGAGGCGCGGCCAAAGAGUGCCCAUCGGUACAAUGUAGCCGAGCAACAGCAGAUUUACAAGGAGGAGAUCACCUGUAUUUGGAACAAACAGUUCAAGACCCUUAUGAACCCAGCGCCGGAGCCAAAGCCGGUGACUGAUGCGUAUUUGGACGAGAACAUCAUUGUGCCCGAGAUCAACGAUGUCUUUGGCGACUCGGCCACAGGCCAAGGUGUGUCAGCUUGCAAUCCUAAGCGCAUAGUCGCUGAUAGCGCCAUGGAUGUUAGUCAGAAAAUGGCUCGUGGGGUGGCAACCUUGCAACAGCAGCAAAUGACCACUGCACACGCUAACUUUAUUCAGCCGAAUCGCAAGGGCCUAGUGAUUCGGCGGGCGGUCAAGUCACCGUACACGGGCGAGCUCAUGUGGCGCACAGAGGUAGUUCGCGACCAAGCAGUGGUACAGGCAUAUUUGCGGCAGAGGCGAAUUAUUGAAAACAAGGCGCACAGUAAUGGGGAUUUAUUUGACAAUGAGGAUGGCAAUGGCGGCAGUGGCGGGUUGCUGGCGGAUAUAGCAGGCGAGACGCAGGAGCACUUAGCGAGACUGAGGUGGGCAAAGGAGAGAAGAGAGACGGAUGCUCAGGAUCACAGAAAGAGCCACAUGACAACGUUCUCGCUUCCUCAACCAAACAAACCCAAAAAGAAGGUUGUUCGUCGUUGCGGUAACUGUCAGCAGUGGGGCCAUAUGAAGACGAAUAAAAAGUGCCCUCGCUAUUACGAAUUUAAUCCAGUUUAGAUGUUGAUUUUUUUCUUUUAAAAUGUAUUGAUUAUUAAUAUAUAUAUAUAUAUAUAUA